Molecule: messenger RNA, 2183 nt
Organism: Syngnathus acus (greater pipefish)
Lineage: Eukaryota; Metazoa; Chordata; Actinopteri; Syngnathiformes; Syngnathidae
Gene: rab11fip4a
Product: RAB11 family interacting protein 4 (class II) a
Exons: 14
Coding region: 461-1738 (425 amino acids)
Biological process (GO): regulation of cytokinesis; endocytic recycling
Cellular component (GO): endocytic vesicle; recycling endosome membrane; cleavage furrow
Source: RefSeq, a predicted model, not a curated record
UACUAAGCACUGCAUUUUAAUGACAAAUCAUUCGGGUACCCAGUGGUUUUCUUGCGAUUGCUGGUGUGCGCUCUAUGAAAUCCUCGUCUUUUGACAUUGCUCCUAUUCGUACACCAUCGCCAUUUUCCUGAGAAUUUCAUCCUUCAGCAGCCGCAACAGUACCGCUGCUCUGACGCCACUGAGGGGGUUUGGAAAGCGUCAUUGCCAUCCAGGUGAAUCGUUUGUUGGACAUAUCUUAGAAUUGUUCCAAGGAGACAAGACGGUCCGGAGCGAGUCUCCUCACUGACGCGGUCGGGGGCGAGCCUCCUGCCGCAUCACAACGCCUGGAGGUCGGCUUGUGAGAAAGAUAGGGAGCACCGGACUUCCAGCGGGGAGACCGACGAAUCAGCUGAGUGUGGCCGUUUAAAGCGCCACCUUUUCGGCGGCAGAGGUGCUACCCCAUACGUGGAUUUCAGGGGAAAUGGAGGAAAAAUUUGAAGACUAUGGUGAAGGGAAGGAUGUAGAUUAUUCUGCAAGCAGUCCAAGGCUUGAAAACGACCCCCAAGCCGAAUGCUUCUCCAAUUUGGGAUCCUCCCUUCCACCGAGUGGGGGACACACGACUCAGAAAAUGCGACAACUGUAUACCAGUGAAUACUUGGAUAUUAACUGUUCUCAGUGCUGCAAGAAAGUGAAUCUGCUCAAUGAUUUGGAUGCUCGCCUUCGAAACAUUAAAGCGAGCAGCCCCAGCAGAAGUAUAUCCAGCACAGCUUUCGGACACCAACUGUUUCAGGCCAACCACAACGUGCUUGAUUCCAGUCAGGGAAGCAGCACUGAGGAUUUAUUCGCAGAGAGCAUUGCUUCCUGUGAACUUAAUAUUACAGAGAAGGUGAGUUACCUUGAGAAGAAGGUGACAGAGCUGGAGAGCGACAGUCUGACGAAUGGGGAACUUAAGUCUAAACUUAAACAGGAAAACACGCAACUUGUCCAUCGUGUGCAUGAACUAGAGGAGCAGAUGAAGGAUGUCGAGACAAACGCAGAUCAGAGUCUGGAAGAGGAGACCAAGAGACACUGCAAAGUUUACUGCAAGAUGGAGAGUGAAAGAAACGUAGAGAUAAACUUUCUGUGCAACAGGAUACAACAGUUAGAAGAAGAGAAUGGAGAAAUGAAGACAAAUGUACACAGGCUCAAGUCUCAGGCAGAGAAACUGGACCAGGAGAAGCAGAAGAAGAUGGACAAGCUGGACGACGCAAGCCUGAGGUUAAAAGACGAGACGGACCUCUAUCGAAAGAUAAUAGACAAACUUUGGCACAAUCGGCGAGAAUUUCAUAAGGAAAAGGAGGCCAUGCAAGAAUUGGUUGAUGAUCUCCGCAGAGAACUGGACUACUUGCAGCUGUUUAGGAUGGAAAUGGAGUAUCCAGGAAAGAGCAAGGGCCUUUCUGAGCACAAUACCAAGCCUCGAGAGAUGGAAAUGGAACAGGAAGUCAAAAAAUUGAAACAGGAGAACUAUAAAUUGCGAGAUCAGAAUGAUGACUUGAAUGCUCAGAUUCUAAGUCUGAGUUUGUAUGAGGCCAAGAGCUUGUUUUCCAACCACUCAAAGGUCCAGUGUCUGGCUGCUGAGAUCGACAAUGCUUCACGGGAUGAGCUGGUUGAUGCUUUGAAAUCACAGGAGGAGAACAACCUGCGUUUGAGAAAAUACAUGGACAAAAUCAUUUUGGCCAUUCUUGACCAUAACCCCUCAAUCCUGGAGAUUAAAUGUUAAACAAAACAUUAUAAAGCCUCAGUAACUAUGAUGUUUAAACAGAUCUAGCGGUACAGUAUGUGUUCAUUAAGAAAGUCAAUUAUUUUAUUGUGUUGUAACGAGGAAAGGACAAAAAUGUUGCUGUUGAAAAGCAAGAUCUUAUUAUUUACCACUGUCUUUGUGAAACACUGUAUCAUAAUGACAAAAAUGUUUUCAUCCAUAGGCAAGCAAUCUGUCAAUCAUGGUGGUGGGUGAAAUUCAUCCGUUCCAAUAUGGCGGUAGAGAGGGGGAUUAUUUUGCCUAAUAUAAGACAAGAGACAAAAAUGGGGACACAAGAUAUUGACCAAACUUUACAUUAUUGCUCCCUUUCCCCCAGCAAGACCUCCGGAAGUACACUUGAAAUAUUGUGCGGAUCAAAUUAGCUCUGUUUUGAAAUUUGAUGAAAAUAAAUGUACACUAAAUAUCA